AUGGCGAAAAAUCUCAAAAGGCUUUCUAAAAAGGAGCGUUACUGUACAGAUUCUUUGAACAUUAUCGAGCGCAUGGUUGCAAAUUAUUCAGAUGAAACAGACAGGGACAAAUUGGACACUUGGAUGGACAGGUUAGAAUCGAUAUUUAGUCAGUAUGAGGAAAUUAGGCUUGAGAUGGAUUUAUUAGACGAUAGUGAGGUUGCGCUGAAACGCUCGGAUAGUGUUAACGUGAAUGAUGUUACGAUUGCCGGAGAUCAAAUUCAGACUUCUCGGGAGGAAUUUGAAGUAGCCUAUUUGAGAUUAAAGGCUUUUCUCCAAUCAGAAAUGCGGAAACGCUCGUGUGCCUCCGACCAAGCAAAUGUUAGCCAUGCUGAGCAGGCACCCAUAUCCCAACCAGCUCAAUUGCGAGUGAAACUGCCGGAGAUUAGACUUCCUCUUUUCGAUGGGUCUGUUAAGGAAUGGCCAACUUUUAGAGAUUCAUUCAAGUCAUUGAUCGAUUCCGCUCCUCAACUCAGCAGCAUAGAUAAAUUUUCAUAUUUAAUUUCGGCGCUUUCCAAGGAAGCUAAACGUGUGGUUGAGGUUAUCGAUGUGACGUCAGAAAAUUAUUAUGUGGCUUGGGAGAUGCUUCAAAGACGGUACGAGAACAAAUAUUUGAUCGUUAAGUCCUACGUCGAUUCCCUGUUUGCGGUAGAGCCUAUGAAAAAAGAGUGUCACGAAUCACUGAACCAUCUUAUCGACGAAUAUGAGAGAAAUUUGAUGAUGCUAGAAAGGUUACCAUGCGUCAUUGGGAAUCUCACCGCAAAUCAACAAAUGUCCCAACCUACUACGAACUGA
Topomyia yanbarensis is the source of this 834-nucleotide messenger RNA. RefSeq lists its product as uncharacterized. NCBI's taxonomy places the organism in Eukaryota, Metazoa, Arthropoda, Insecta, Diptera, Culicidae. The coding region runs from base 1 to 834 and encodes 277 amino acids. The record is from RefSeq and is a predicted model, not a curated record. The transcript is spliced from 2 exons.